Messenger RNA from Metopolophium dirhodum (rose-grain aphid), 2378 nucleotides. RefSeq lists its product as uncharacterized. The transcript has 2 exons. Gene Ontology annotation, cellular component: nucleus. NCBI's taxonomy places the organism in Eukaryota, Metazoa, Arthropoda, Insecta, Hemiptera, Aphididae. The coding region runs from base 199 to 1641 and encodes 480 amino acids. Gene Ontology annotation, molecular function: DNA binding. The record is from RefSeq and is a predicted model, not a curated record.
AUGUGAUAUUAUCUCAAAAGAUUAAAUAUGAAAUAUUAAAUAUUUAAGUAUCAAUAAAUAUUAAGAAACAUUCAUAGUUCUUAAAAAUAAUUAUUAGUAAUUCAAAUGCUCAAUUACAAUAUCAAAUUGGUUUCUUGUAUAGAUACAAUAUUGUGUAAAUAGUUAUAAUAAAAUGUCAAUAUUCGAAUUGUUGAAAAGAUGCCUCGUAAUCGUGAUAAAACCACAUAUAGAAGUAGCACAUCGGAGAGAACUAUGGAAAAAGCAGCACUACUAUGUUUGGAUAAUCUUAUGUCGGAACAAUCUGCAGCUAAAAAAUUUAAUAUUUCCCAUGUGAAGUUAAACAGGUACAUAGAAAAAUUUAAAUGCCAUAGGGGAACAGGUAGUUAUCUGCCAGCAUUCAGUUACCAACCACCUAAUAAAAUAUUUGACUACUUUCAAGAAAAACAACUUGCAGAUUACGUAAAAUUUUCCGCAGAUAUGUAUUUUGGCUUAAAUUCUAUAAAUAUUGGUAAACUAGCUUAUGAAUAUUCAGUUAAACUUGAUUUGACAGUACCAAACAGUUGGAAACAAAAUAAUGUAGCUGACCUUGAUUGGAUUACAGCCUUUUUAGAAAGAAACCCAUCACUGUUCAUUUGUUUCCCAAAAGUGAUUAAUAUAUCAAGAGCUAUUAAUUUCAACCCAGAAAAUCUAAAAAAUUUUAUGGAUAAAUAUGAGUCAAUUUUAUUGAAGUACAAAUUUCAAGCACAUAAUAUUUACAACAUGGAGAAAAUAGGGGUUUCAUUUGUCCAAAAGACAGGAAAAAUAGUAGCAUCUCGAGGUAAUAAACAUAAUAAACCGAUCACAAGUGGCAAAAUUAGUACAGUUACCAUGUACUUAGCUAUAAAUGCAGCGGGCAACUUUAUUCCUCCCAUGCAUAUAUUAUCUAAGGCUGCCCAUAAUUUAAACUGUAUGCAAGGCGUUGAGUUCUUAAAGAUUUUGAAGAAAUUUACCAAAUAUGUCAGACCUUCAGUUGAUAAAAAAGUUCUUAUUCUACUUGACAACCAUGAAUCUCACUUAUGUUUGCCAGUGAUUGAUUUUUGCAAGGAAGUAGGCAUUUUAUUAUUAUCAUUUCCACCUCACGGUUUUGGUAAACUCCAGCCAUUGAACAGAUCCGUGUAUAGACCAUUUAAUCAAUUUUUGAACAAAAAUAUAUCGGCCUGGAUUAAAAAUAAUCCAGGGAUAAAAUUAAGAACACAUGAUGUGGCUUUAGUGUCAUCUAGUACAAGUGCAUUAGUUAGUGCUGCUACACCUCAAAAUAUUAUUAACGGAUUCUCUAUGACAGGGAUUUGGCCUUUAGAUCGAGAUGCAUUUACUAAGGAUACAUUUACACCAGCAGUUUUUGAAGAUAUUGACGAAAUGGUAAUAGAUGAUGUUGAAAAAGAAUCAGCAAUUUUUGACAUUAAUCCUCAUUUGAAUACAGAAGGAUUUUUCUUUUCUUAUCCAGACAAAGUUUCUACUGUUACUCGAGAAACUUCUUUCUUUUCUGAUGAUACAUUUAUAGCUCCAGAAACUCAUCGACUGAUUAUGAAACUACGUAGUAAAAAAAAAGAGAAGAGCACAACUCCUGAAAAAUUAGAAAUAGAAGAUGAAACAAAAAAUUAAGCUAAGAAAACCUAGUAAUAUUUGUAAUAUUAUUUAAUAAUAUAUGUACUUGCUUGAAGAAGUAGUCUCUCCUCGAUGAUUCUAUUAAAUAUUGAACAUAUUGGAAAUAUUAAUACUAUGUACUGUACCUACUAUUUAAAUAAUUUUGAUUAAAAAGGAUAUUCAUAAGUAAAAUUUGUACUCAUUAAUGUUUAUAACUAUAUAAAAAUAAUAGAUUUUAAUUUUCUACUGUUAAAUAUUUAUUGAUUAGAAAUCUAAAUAAUAUCAAUAAAUUUGAACAUAAAAUACAUUAUGUCAAAAUCGACUGUUGAACUUGUAACUUUAUUUUUACCAAGCAUUAUAAUAUUACAAUUCAUUAUCAUUUAUUAACUUGAAAUGUUACAUUAAUUACAUUGUUCUCUUAUAAUGAAAUCAAAAUAAUAAAUAUUUUUAUAAUAAUUAUAACAAAAACAAAUUGUUGGCAUAUUAUGAUAUUCAUUUAUCUUAUCCUAUAAUCAUAUGAAGUAACACAAAACAAACUUCAAGAUCAUCAUAAAUAUGAAAAAAUCCAAAAUAAUUUGAUUGAAACAAAAUAUUUUUGUUUUAACCUUGAAACUAAAGACCACUUUCAAACAAUAGUUGAAUAGCGACACAAAUGUUAAAAAUAAGAAAAUCGCCACAUGAAAAAUCAAGUGAAUAUCCAAUAUUUUAAAAAUGUGAACUGCAAAAGUAACAUUAAUUGUAAUGCCCUACUUUUU